ACAAAACAGAAGAGUCGUGCUGGCUCUUCUCUGUCUCCAUCUCUCUCUCUCUCCUCGAAUGUUCGAUGGUGUAAUCUCUCUCUUCCUUUUUUCCUAAGAGAGAGACAGAUUUCAGAAUUUCGGUGGUUGGAUCUCAUUUGGGGAAUUCUACUCAACGGAAACCCUAAUUGUUGAAGCUGUUAUAGAAAUAUAUAUAGUGUUUUCUCGGUGACUGUGAUCUGAUCGGAUCUGACUAUGGCUUCCGCGAAGACAGCUCGGUCCAGAGGCACUCCGGUCAAAGAGAACGGCGCCAAGUUGGAGGAGGGCCUUAAUGUCUUCAAGUCUGAUAAAUUCGAUGCCCAGACCUACGUACCGUCCCGCUGCUCUCUCAACGAGAAGGAAAUAAAACAGUUAUGUUCAUAUCUUUUGGAUUUGAAGAAAGCGUCUGCUGAAGAAAUGCGUAAAAGUGUCUAUGCUAAUUAUGCAGCUUUCAUACGGACGUCUAAAGAGAUUUCAGAUUUAGAGGGGGAGCUUUCUUCUAUCCGUAAACUGAUGUCUACCCAAACUGCAUUAAUUCAUGGUUUAGCAGAGGGAGUUAACAUUGAUUCAUUGUCUAAAUCUGCUCCUGAUGGUUCAACUGCAAAUUCUCCAUCAGUUUUUGAAGAUAAGGAACCUUCAGAUUUGGAGAAAUGGUUAGUAGAGUUUCCUGAUCUCUUAGAUGUUUUGCUAGCUGAGAGGAGAAUAGAUGAAGCCUUGGCUGCACUUGAUGAAGGAGAACGUGUAGUUUUUGAAGAAAAAGAAGCAAAGCAAUUGAGUCCUGCUAUGCUCUCGUCUCUCAAGACUUCUAUAAUAGAGCACAGGCAAAAGUUGGCUGAUCAGCUUGCCGAAGCUGCUUGCCAGCCUUCUACACGUGGUAGUGAGCUUCGUGCAGCUAUUUCAGCUCUUAAAAAGCUUGGGGAUGGCCCUCGUGCUCAUACGUUAUUAUUGAAUGCACACCUCCAAAGAUAUAAAUAUAAUAUGCAAAGCCUUCGUCCAUCAAGCACUUCAUAUGGAGGGGCAUAUACUGCUGCUCUAUCACAGCUAGUUUUUUCUGCUAUUGCUCAAGCUGCUACUGAUUCCAUGGCCAUUUUUGGUGGGGAACCAGCUUAUACUUCUGAACUUGUAAUGUGGGCUACUAAGCAAACAGAAGCUUUUGCUCUUCUUGUUAAAAGACAUGCAUUAGCUUCAUCAGCUGCUGCUGGAGGUUUAAGAGCUGCAGCGGAAUGUGUUCAAAUAGCAUUAGGCCAUUGUUCCUUGUUGGAGACUCGGGGUUUGGCACUUUGUCCUGUGCUUUUAAAACUUUUUAGACCUAGUGUUGAACAGGCACUAAAUGCUAAUUUGAAAAGAAUUGAAGAAAGCACUGCUGCCUUGGCAGCUGCUGAUGAUUGGAUACUCACUUACCCUUCAGUUACAGCGCGUCAAUCUGGCAGACUGUCAAGUUCAGCUGGUAAUACGCUGGCAUUGCAACAUAAACUUACAAGUAGUGCUCACCGGUUCAAUUUGAUGGUUCAGGACUUCUUUGAAGACGUAGGACCAUUACUAAGUAUGCAGUUGGGAGGUCAAACAUUGGAAGGUUUAUUUCAAGUGUUUAACACAUAUGUGAGCAUGCUCAUAAAAGCCUUACCUGGUUCAAUGGAGGAAGAAGCUGCCUUUGAAGGUUCUGGAAAUAAAAUUGUUAGAAUGGCUGAGUCGGAGGCUCAGCAAAUUGCGUUGCUUGCCAAUGCUUCAUUAUUAGCCGAUGAACUACUUCCACGUGCAGCCAUGAAGUUGUCUCCUUUGAAUCAGGGUAAUUAUGACGAUCCACGUAGAAGAUCUUCAGAUAGGCAAAAUCGUCAUCCUGAGCAAAGAGAAUGGAAGAGGCGGCUUGCUGGCUCAAUCGAUAGACUAAAAGAUACUUUUUGUCGGCAACAUGCUCUAGAUCUCAUAUUUACAGAAGAUGGUGAUAGCCAUCUUACAGCAGAUAUGUACAUAAACAUGGAUGGAAAUGUAGAUGAGAUAGAUUGGUUUCCAUCGUUUAUAUUCCAGGAACUUUUCUUAAAGCUGAACAGAAUGGCUGCCUUAGCUGCAGAUAUGUUUGUAGGCAGAGAAAGAUUUGCUACAUUGCUACUAAUGAGACUAACUGAAACAGUCAUCUUGUGGCUCUCAGACGACCAAAGCUUUUGGGAUGACAUUGAGGAUGGUCCAAGGCCCCUUGGUCCUCUUGGCCUGCAACAGUUCUAUUUGGAUAUGAAGUUUGUUAUGUGCUUUGCUUCACAAGGCCGAUUUUUGUCUCGAAUUCUGAAUCGAGUUGUAAAUGAGAUCAUAUCAAAAGCCAUGGCAGCAUUUGUCUCAACGGGGAUGGAUCCAAAUAGUGUGCUACCGGAAGAUGAUUGGUUCAACGAAGUAUGCCAAGACGCAAUAGAAAGAUUGAGUGGAAAACCAAAAGGCAUAAAUGGAGAACGUGAACUGAACAGCCCUACAGCAUCUGUUUCAGCUCAAUCGAUCUCGUCUGUUAGAUCUCAUGGGAGUUCAUGAAAAUGCAAAAAGAAAUUUCAUUUUGUUGGCAAAUCCUUGUAAUCAUCAGAAGUAAGGAUUUCUCCACUAUUUUUGUUAAUAUUUUAUUGUCUUACUCUCUUUUGCUUCUUUCUUGAGAUAUUGUUCAAGGUUGAUAAUUGAGGUUAUAUCUUCUAUGGUUACAAAUUAUAUUAUUCUUUUGUGAGUGA
Molecule: messenger RNA, 2720 nt
Organism: Humulus lupulus (European hop)
Lineage: Eukaryota; Viridiplantae; Streptophyta; Magnoliopsida; Rosales; Cannabaceae
Product: exocyst complex component EXO84B-like
Exons: 7
Coding region: 235-2532 (765 amino acids)
Biological process (GO): Golgi to plasma membrane transport; intracellular protein localization; exocytosis
Cellular component (GO): exocyst
Source: RefSeq, a predicted model, not a curated record